AGUACUACCUAGUACUACGUGUUUGGUCGAUCCUGUGGGUUUACUUGACAUCGCAGGCAAGGAUUGUGCUUGAAUAGGCCGCUCUCGAACAUUCUAUAAUGGAUAUAAUACCACGCAGUUGGCAGGAUCUUCACUUAGAACUCCCAAGUGAAAUGCGCUCGGCCAGCCUCACUACAAAUCAGCUCGCCUUUUAUAUCGAAGAGCAAGAAAAGCUUGUCAAGGAACUCAACGCCAAGAGAAUAAAGCACAAUCUAUAUAUCGCUGCCCUCAAAGGUCGUUGCAAUGCGACGGCAUCUCCAAUUAACUCCCUCUUACCCGUGGAUGUGCUUUCUGAGAUAUUUAUGCACCUUGUUCUCACAUGGUCUGAGUCAGCUCGUCCCUAUUCAUGGUUCAAGGUUGCCCAUGUUUGCCGAUAUUGGAGAGAUGUAGUGUUCUCCUCAUCGAGGUUCUUUUCCUACAUUCGAGUGCCAACCGCAAAUCGAGAACAUGGUCCUGAAUGGCUACGGCUCGCUCGUAACUGCAGGUUGCAUCUUCACAUCUCCGACGAAACCUGCAACACGGGCGGAAUGCGCCACCACAUGUGGGAGGAAGUUUUGCCUCAUCUUGCUCACACUCAAUCGCUUUUGCUACAACUUCAUAAACCGAAUCACAAGGAAUAUGCAUGGCCUCGCUGCUCAAUGCUGACGAAUCUGACGUGGCUCACGUCUUCGGUAGUUUCUCCAACAUGUGUCAAGGAUGCUUUCGAUGCAAUGCCUAAUCUUCAAAUAUUGGAAACCAGCACGGGUACCCUAGGCCCUGACUGGACUCGAUAUUCUCUUCCUUCUACCAUAACGACAUUAAGGGUCAACCAUGCUAAGAGCGUUUCUUAUGGAAUCAUGGAAGAGCUCUUCACAAGACUUCACUCCCUGCCUUCCCUAAAGCAUCUGGAUCUACACGGUCUGAGUCGCAAUGACUAUUCUGCAAAUCUCUCUCCACGUCGUUGCUAUUCACUAUACCGACUCGAAACUUUGACGCUUCAUGGUGCAAUGACACCGUGCUUUGAUGUUCUCAAUCGCGUAGACUUGAUUUGCAACUUUGACUUGGAUUUGUAUCCCGACUCCCCAAACGACGUGAAAAACAUUGUAUCAUUGCCUGCCAUCCUCCUAGCGAAGUUAAGGGGAGGAUCAGAUGAUCUUCCACUACCGCUUUUGCGCACAUGCGCUUUCGAGGGGGGUAGAAUGGACGACGCUGGUCACUGGGUAAUGAACCUUCGUGGAUGGCCCUUCGAAGUACCAUCGGAAUUCCCCUGCACUGCAUCCCAGGGACCUUACGGCCCUCCUUUGUUAUCUCUCGCUUUCUCCCUAGACCUUGAAGACGAAGAGUUCUUUGAUGUAGUCUGUUCAUUAUUAGUCGAUCUUCGCCCGUUGUUGGAACAGACUCAGCGAUUGAAAAUCGCCUACGAUGUUACCGGAUCCUCCAGCCAUGUGUUCUUACAACGGGUCAUAUUUUCGCAUUUAAAGCAUGUUCGCUCCCUGCAAACGGCCUUAGAAGCUCCUGGCUUUGACCCAGCGGAAGAUGAUGUGCCAAUUUCACAACUACCUUCACAGCUCCAUCCAGUGAAUGACGAUGGGUCUCCGUUGCUGCCACAGCUCAGAGAACUUUACAUCGCCCCCGAGGAAGUGUGCCCAGAGUUCGAUUCGAGCUUUUGGGUGCACUUGGAAAAUGAUUUACGAACAAGAAAGAGUAUAGACCUCCAAGUGGAUGUCCUCGUUCUCGACAUGAUGCCGUGGUGCUAUCUCCCCAAUCAUGAUUGGCAAUCUCAACGAGUCUACAUAGAAAAUUGCCUGAGAUUGUCGGGAAGCUGAUUGUAUAUCAGCGGGAGAAGGAUACUUAGUUGCUUAGAUGAUAUAUUGGUAGAGACAUGAUAGAAAAUUUGUAUACUACCCACCAUUCCGUAUUGACAGGCAGACGGGCGGGCCCUUGAUCAAGCAGUAUGCGUAUUUGUGGCAUAACCCGAACGAAGAUAUGAUGCUAACUCGAACGUCGC
Somion occarium is the source of this 2026-nucleotide messenger RNA. The record is from the annotation of a GenBank genome assembly. NCBI's taxonomy places the organism in Eukaryota, Fungi, Basidiomycota, Agaricomycetes, Polyporales, Cerrenaceae.